AUAGGGAUUUUAGAGUAUCGCAGUUGGCAUCAUUGUGGAGUGAGGAUCCCGAAGAUUUGACAGAUCUUUCAGGUGAUCGUAGAUGACAGCUGUGUGGUAUGUCCAAGAAUGUUGGAAAAGCUCUUGAAGAAGAAUAUUUCUCUCUUACACGACACUCCGUAAAUCAAGUGCAUUUGAUAUGGCCCGUGAAUGUGCGUCGCCAGCGAAGGUCGGAGCCGGGGCGCGACUGGCGAUGCCGCCGGCUGCGGGUUUAGCAUGAGCGUGACGACGUGCAUACGUGCCCCGUGUGUGUCGCCGUGCGGCGAUGCUGGGUCUAAUGCUGGCCCUUGUAGGGCUAGCCUUGGCUGCGGCGGCGGGCGCCGCGGCGACGCUGGCGGCACAGUGGUACCUCUUCAAUCGAUGGAUUUCCGGCCAGCCCAGCGUCUCUCCACAGGCCAAACCCGCACACGAGCCUUUCCAGUUGCCCGAGAUCUUAGCUGAAGCAUUGCGAUCAGGAGAUGUCAGCCGACCUGAAAGUUGUGUUGCUGUGAAUUUAGUGUUGCAAUUCCUAUUCCGAGAACUUCGACAUUCCCCUCAAGUGCGCAGAUGGUUGCAUAAAAAGUUGUCAGCUGAGUUUGCAGAGUUGUUGACACGAACCACAACAGGAAAGCUAUUUGACAGUGUAACAGUGCGAGAAAUAAAUUUGGGAUCUCAGCUUCCAGUUCUACAUUCCAUUGCUGUGCGCGAGGCUCGCAUUGACCCUGCUGUGGGACACUUGGAACAGUUAGACUUGAACUUGGAUAUGCAUUACUCAGGGGGCUUCCAGUUAGCUGUUGAUGCCAACAUGUUGCUUGGCAAAGCAGCUUAUCUUGCUGUAACAGUGACUCACCUGUCUGGCCAAGCUCGGCUGCAGUUUCAACGCCAUCCAUACACACAUUGGUCAUUCAGCUUCUACAGUGAGCCUCGUUUGGAGCUUGCUGUGGAAUCACAAUUCCAGGGUAGACCUCUUCCUCAAGUCACCUCUCUUAUAAUCAGUCAGAUCCGAAAAACUCUAAAAAAGAAGCACACACUGCCUCAUUACAAACUACGCUAUAAACCAUUUUUCCGUAAAUCUGGGCUUGGAGAAGAGGAGGAUGAAGGAGAUGGAGUGAACAGAGAGUCCCCUGCAGGAUCCCUGCAGGUUGCCGUGUUGGAGGUCACACGCCUGAAUUAUCCUAAUCCACCCCCUGCAUAUGUUUAUUGUUCUUUGGCAGUUGACGCGACGGCGUGGGUGGAGGUGGUGCAGCGCGCGGACAGCGGGUCGUGGCUGACGCUGGACGCGACGGUGGUCUCCCCGGGUGCCGGCGCGGAGUCCGGCGGCGGCGGCGGGGGCGCGGCGCUGGGCGUGGUGUUCAAGCAGCGCUUCGUGGCCGCGCGGCUACCAGCCAGUGCUGCUGCGGGAGCCGUGCGGCCG
Gryllus bimaculatus (two-spotted cricket) is the source of this 1432-nucleotide messenger RNA. The record is from the annotation of a GenBank genome assembly. Lineage: Eukaryota; Metazoa; Arthropoda; Insecta; Orthoptera; Gryllidae.